AUGAGCAUUACCAGCAAUGCUCUCUCAGGCUCCCUCGAUGAAGCCACAGCGUCUCCUGGAAGUUCCCGUUCUCAGAGCAUCGCCAGCCAACCUGUCGCCCCUUUUCAGACUUCUACCCAAGGCAAUGCGCCUCACUCAUCCCAUUCGCAGACCACAACUACCAACCGCGCCUCUCUAGUCUCCGGUAAUGUCAAAAUGACCGACAUCAUCACCGCAACCGGAAACCUCUCCCUUCACAACCGCCCAAUACGCCCCCAGUCCCACAACCGCCGGGCCUUGCAGGCACACCGCCGUGGGCCUGCUGAGUCGCUUCGCGUUGAAGCCCAGCGUCACCGUGGUUUCUCCACCAUCAUGGCCAACAUCCAGGCACGACAGACGGCACAGGCUUCGCUCUCACACUCACCGCGGACUCGUCAAGUGCGCCCUCGCACCCCCCUCUCCCGCCUCUCCCGCCUCUCCCGCCAGGUCCGCCAGGAGUCCACUAGGUUCCUCAGCCAGUGCGCCCAUAUUCACCAGCGUCAGAGCAUCAGAGCCCAGCGCCGUUCUCAAGUCCCGACUUCGCUCAACACCACCCUGGUGCAGUCGACCAGCGCGGUGGUUAUGGCAGAACUGCGCCAUCGCAGCAUGCUCCGAUCCAAUGCGCAAUUUCUCCAAGAGGUCAGAAUAAUCUCGGCCAUUGCUGCUCGAGUAGGACAUUACGAACGAUUGGUUGCGGGGUGGUACGGGUUGGUAGCAGGGUGA
Molecule: messenger RNA, 741 nt
Organism: Sordaria macrospora k-hell
Lineage: Eukaryota; Fungi; Ascomycota; Sordariomycetes; Sordariales; Sordariaceae
Source: RefSeq, a predicted model, not a curated record